Messenger RNA from Acaulospora morrowiae, 138 nucleotides. Lineage: Eukaryota; Fungi; Glomeromycota; Glomeromycetes; Diversisporales; Acaulosporaceae. The record is from the annotation of a GenBank genome assembly.
AUGACUCUAAAUGUGAAAGAAGAUUUAAAACCACGAAGAAGGAAAAAGAGAACUGAAAGAAAACAAAAGAUAAAGAAAUCCAAUUUUGGAAAACCUGAAAAAAGCCAAAAAAAGAAUGAAGAUAAAGAUUCAAGAUAA